Messenger RNA from Alligator mississippiensis (American alligator), 2223 nucleotides. It is a transcript of the gene SLC22A2, whose product is annotated as solute carrier family 22 member 2. Gene Ontology annotation, biological process: transmembrane transport. Bases 64 to 1734 code for a protein of 556 amino acids. Lineage: Eukaryota; Metazoa; Chordata; Crocodylia; Alligatoridae. Gene Ontology annotation, cellular component: membrane. The record is from RefSeq and is a predicted model, not a curated record. The transcript has 11 exons.
UACAGAGCAAUGCUGUGAAGAGCAACUUGAGUUAGUUAAUUUAAUGAGUUGCCACUUACAAAAAUGCCAACCUUAGAUGACAUUUUAGAGCACAUUGGAGAAUUUGACUUGUUCCAGAAGCGCACCUUUUUUAUCUUAUGCCUCCUUUCAGCUGCCUUCCCUCCUAUCUACGUGGGUGUCGUCUUCCUGGGGUUCAUCCCUGAACACCGUUGUCUUAGUCCUGGAGUAGCAGAGCUGAGCAGCAAGUGUGGCUGGAGUUUGGAAGAGGAGCUGAAUCACACUGUUCCUGAGUGGGGAAACCAUGACAAGUCUCUCACUAGUCAGUGCUGGAGAUACAACGUGGACUGGAACAUGACUGGCCUCAGCUGCAUAAACCCAUUGGAGAACUUCACCAGCCAUACCAGCCAGAGUAGGGUUCCCCUCAUGCACUGUGAAGAUGGCUGGGUUUACGAUUCUUCAGGAACAUCUAUUGUGACUGAGUUUAAUUUGGUGUGUGAGGAUUCCUGGAAGCUGGACCUCUUUCAGUCGUGUGUGAAUGCUGGGUUUUUUGUUGGCUCCAUAAGCAUCGGCUACAUAGCAGACAGAUUUGGGCGUAAACUAUGCCUGUUAAUUACAAUCCUCAUAAAUUCCAUUUCUGGCAUUCUCAUGGCCUUUGCACCAAGCUAUACCUGGAUGGUUAUCUUCCGUCUGAUACAAGGACUGGUCAGCAAAGGGGGAUGGUUAACAGGCUACAUCCUGAUUGCAGAAUUUGUUGGCUUAAAAUAUAGGCGGACUGUAGGGAUUGUUUACCAAGCAGCUUUUUCUGUUGGACUCCUUGUACUUGCGGCCGUUGCUUAUGUGAUUCCCCAUUGGAGAUGGCUACAGCUUGCUGUUACGUUGCCAAAUUUCUUCUUCUUGCUCUAUUACUGGUGUCUGCCAGAGUCUCCUAGGUGGCUGAUCGCUCAAAAGAAAAAUGACAAAGCCAUGAAAGUUAUUAAUCGCAUUGCCAAGGGAAACGGGAAGAAACUCCCUUCCUCUUUUCAGAGUCUUAUCCCUCAAGAGGAAGAUGGAGAGAAGCAUAACCCUUCAUUUCUGGACCUGGUCAGGACUCCUCAGAUAAGGAAACACACAUUCAUUCUGAUGUACACGUGGUUCACAAGCUCCGUUUUGUACCAGGGGCUCAUCAUGCACAUGGGAAUAGCUGGUGGGAACAUUUACCUGGAUUUCUUCUAUUCCGCUCUUGUUGAAUUUCCGGCUGCCCUCAUACUCAUCCUUACAGUUGAUCGAAUCGGCCGACGUUAUCCCUGGGCAGUGGCAAACGUGGUGGCAGGAGCUGCCUGUCUGGCUACUGCUUUAAUCCCAGAGGAUCUUUACUGGCUAAAAGCUACUGCAGCUUGCCUGGGCAGAAUGGCAAUUACAAUGUGCUAUGAGAUUAUUUGCCUAGUAAAUCCUGAAUUGUACCCAACAUUUCUCAGGAAUCUGGGAGUACUUGUCUGCUCCUCCAUGUGCGACGUUGGUGGGAUCAUAACGCCAUUCAUCGUGUACAGACUGGCAGAGAUCUGGCAUGAGCUGCCACUUGUGGUUUUUGCUGUGGUUGGCCUAAUUGAUGGUGGAUUGGUGUUGCUCCUACCAGAGACCAAAGGAAAAACUUUGCCCGAGACCAUUGAAGAUGCUGAAAAUAUGCAUAGGCAAGGAAAGAGCAAGGACAAAACCAUUUACCUGCAUGUUGUAACAACAGAGGUUGCACAUAACUGAGAACUGCUGUUCCCAAAACCUGUGUUUGAUGGCAAAUUAGGACAGAGAACCAAGCAUCCAUCUGAUACAAACUCUCUAUUGUCAGAAUUCCUUUUAUUCCCUUCUGAGAAUCCUGGCUAUACAACCUUCAGCCAACGUUUCAUAAAUCUCAGUCUAUGGACCACUGUUACACCCCAGAGCAAUUUCCAUAAUGCAGCUAAUAUUCAACCAAGCACUUCUGGGCCCUUCCUGGCUUCAGGACUUAAUUGUCUAUAGUUCUAAUGAAAUCAAAAUUUGAAGAUGAUGCAAACACUGUAGGGCAACCAGGAAGAUAAAAAGCCAAACUGUGAAUGGACUUGGAGAGGCAAGAGCAGUGUGGAGGGCUGCAGUUCAAUCAGAGUAUCAUUACUGAUCGAUGUAUGGCAACCUCUUCAGAAUACAUGCACACACACCAGCAAGUGUACAGUACUAAGAAGUAGUCCCCAUUGUAUUAAAGCAAGUUCACAUUUA